AUGCUUCUAUUCCACCACCCGGUCUCCGCGGCUGCUUCUUUUCCUAGUCUCCCGGAGACUUGCUCGACAUAUAAAAACCCCCCAUCUCCCUACCAUCCUAUAUCGUCCUCAUUCCUUCCCCCAUGGCUCACCCCUUUGCUCCAAAACUCAGUCGCCAAGCCUUGCAGAGCUGCCUCUUCUGCAACAAACCGACCACCGAUAUGGUCAGGCACGUAUCCUGUGCACAACGAAGACCCUCAAUUAACUUUCAACUUGCUUGGUAUUCUUGUCGUUGCAAGACAGAUACAUUCCAAAGGCUAUCAGUGCCCAUUCGUCAAAUGCUCGUUCACGGGGCUGCCUGCGGCCCUAUACCUGCAUUUGAUUGGCCAUAUUACUAUAACUGCACAACCCCUGCCUAUCUCUCACUCGCCUUCAGAUUCAGCAGAAUCAUCCACUUUUGGCUGUAGCACCCCGUCCCAGGGCAAUUACCGAGUGGGCUUAGCCACCCCAUUCUCACAGUUGCCCGGCGAGCCUCCCAGCAAGAAACGUAGAAUCGAGCCUCCCUCUUCACCCACACCCGACACCACUUCAUCCAAUCCCAAGACCAUCCCCAUGGAACGCGAGCUGAAACUGCAAGAGAAUCAGCGACAUUCGGACCUCCGUUACUGCGAUCUGAUCGACAUGGCUAACUACAAGAGCGUGUUCCGCAAGGCCAUGCGCAAAGCCGUGAACAAAAGCAUACUGUGCUUCUCCUGUUGCGGCUGCAUGACCUUUCACCAUCCUGUGGAACGUCAUUGCGACAGCGAGGCUCUCCAGGACAUCUGGAUCGGGAUCCCGUAUCUCAUCUUCUGCAUCCCAGCGCUGCAACGUGUGGUAUUUGGACUGCUUGGCAAGCACAACUACCACACCGUUGUUCAGAACAUCGACUCCUUCGUCCUCUGGCUCUUCAAGGCAUCGCCUCUCAUGGCCCUCCCCACCAGAGCUACCCCGAACCUCUUUGACCUGUUGAUUGCUUUUGCAUCAUCCGUUCCAGAGUUAACGGAGAUCGACUGGGUGGAUACGCUGGCCGAAGCAAACAAGAGGAUGGCGGACUUGUAG
This is a messenger RNA of Suillus clintonianus, 1077 nucleotides long. RefSeq lists its product as uncharacterized. The transcript is spliced from 4 exons. The coding region runs from base 1 to 1077 and encodes 358 amino acids. Lineage: Eukaryota; Fungi; Basidiomycota; Agaricomycetes; Boletales; Suillaceae. The record is from RefSeq and is a predicted model, not a curated record.